This is a messenger RNA of Colletotrichum paranaense, 597 nucleotides long. RefSeq lists its product as uncharacterized. Bases 1 to 597 code for a protein of 198 amino acids. The transcript has a single exon. NCBI's taxonomy places the organism in Eukaryota, Fungi, Ascomycota, Sordariomycetes, Glomerellales, Glomerellaceae. The record is from RefSeq and is a predicted model, not a curated record.
AUGAGGAUGGAACGUAUGGCCCGGCAAAAUAAUGACAAACUCAAGAGAGUCAAGUUGGCCAUCGACGCUCUGAUACGAAACGGAACGAGAGACGAAGCAAAACCUCUCUACUACAUGAGCCGUAACAUUUUAUCGCAGUUCGACUUGCUUUCCGAGGACUACGCAGCUCCCUUGGAUCCAGAUGGUAUUCGAGUGUCUAGGAUAAUCGACUUCACCGACAUGAACUCAGUCCGCGCCAUGAAAUACCCGUCGCUCAGAGGAACAACGGAAUUGAAGGUUGACAGGGUCUUGUCAGGGGGUCUAGCCAUAGAUUGCGCAGAAGACCCUGACGAUGACAUCCAACUGGAUUUUGAAUCAUUCAAGUGCCCUCAAAGAACAGGAACUUACAAGAUCCCCACGGAUAGAAAGGAUGGGGCUCGGGAGUUGAAUAUUGAAUUCCUUGGCGAUGACUACAUCAUACUGGAUGUCCAUCCUGAUGCGGUCUUCCGCGACCAGAGCGGCAAAAAGCUACCCAAUUGGCCAAAAGCGCCGCUGGCUCAGUAUCGAUUUUACGGCAUCAACAGGGCGUUGAGCGGGGAUCCGUCUUGUCAUAGAUGA